AACAACUCAACCCAAAUCAGCCAGUUAGUGAGUUUAGUUUGUGGUGUUAACAUGCAAUAUGGCUGUGCUCGCGUCAAACUUAAGUGGACAUAUACAGAAUCAGUUGACCAAGUCGUUAGAGCGGAUCUUAGAGGACGCUAAUCAAAGUGGUGAAUUGAAAUUGAGCAACCGGAAGCUGAAGGAUUUCCCGAAAGUCAAGUACAACCUAAGCGACACAGUCAUCGCAGAUCUUUCGAAGAACAGAUUCAGCGAGCUACCAGAAGAGGUGACUACUUUCUUCUUCCUCGAGAGAUUGCAUUGUUACCACAAUGCCAUUAGGUAUAUUCCCGAGAGCGUUGGCAGUCUUCAGUCCCUGAGUUAUCUGGAUUUGAGCCGAAAUCAACUUACUUCCUUGCCCAGGGAAAUAUGCCAAUUACCAAUACAGAUACUUCUGGUAUCCAACAAUAGACUGACAUCACUUCCGGACGAAAUGUGCCGAAUGAAUCAAUUGACUGAACUGGACGCUUCCUGCAACCAACUUACGCAUCUUCCACCGAGAAUGGGCGAACUGAGUCAAUUGCAGUCACUGAUCCUUCGUGCGAAUCUGCUGCUCUGCGUUCCCGUCGAACUGACGUUCCUUCAACUCGUCAGGCUAGACCUGAGGGCAAAUAGAAUUGGAAAUCUUCCAGUCGAAAUGCGAGACAUGCAUAGUUUAAUUGAACUGCUCGUCGAGGAUAAUCCAUUAACCAGUCCACCGGCUAGCUUAUGCAAACGAGGUCGAGUACAUAUUUUUAAAUAUUUGGAGAACGAGGCGAUCAAAUUGGGUCACAAAAUAGGUCUGAAUGGGACUGGUACCUUGGGAAGAAGACCCACCAGAAGGUCAGUGGGAAAUUAUUCGAGUCCGGUGCCACCAUCCCAUAUUCCGGAAAGACUGAAGAAACGACAGAACGUGGACAGUGGCUACAGCACAAGCAGUGAUGACAAAAGAUGGUCACAAGAACUACCAGGUGAUUUGGAUAAAUGGUCAUCGACUCCAAUAGCGAACCGUUCCGUAGAUACCAACGCGGCGCAUUCAGCAAAUUCAACGCCUUCCACUAUCUCACCUGGCCCUGAUACAUCCUUGGACGACGAACUUUCCAAAUCAAGCUUUUCAACUGACGUUUGCGAUAAAAAGGAUACGAACAAUGCAAGACUAAGCCCCUGCAUUGAUAACAGCGUAACAAAUGGAAAUGCGGAAGAUAAGAGGCCGCUCCAACAAAUACAAACUUACAGGGAGUAUAAGGAGGCGUUGAAACAACAAAGGGCGCAGGAUAUAGGGUCGAUUUAUCGUACCAAAGAGAACGACGAACACGCAUACAAAACGGAACCGAAUACUCCGACUCACCAACCCACUCCAACACGUACAACGAUGGCCACUUCCAAAUCGGAUCCGACUCCACUCAAUGCGGCAUUAGGUAGUCCUAAGCAUAUAUUCGAUGAUACUAGCCCGAAGAAACCAGUCCAGAAGGUCACCCCUUCGAGGAUGUGCGGUGGUUUUUCUCCAAAUCACACGCCUUUGAAUGGAAACGGCAUGGAUAAUGGUAAAAAGUAUAUACAAGAUUACGUAAAGCCCAGUUCCCCGGUAAAAGUUGUUUCUGGAAUCAUGUCACACGAUAACGUUCCUGUUUCCAACGGUGUUAUUACCAAUGGAAAGCCAAGUAGUCCUAAAAUUAACGGAGCAACGAAAUCUAAUGGAGUGAAAACGGCUGGCAGGUCGAUCAGCUGGAACAAGGACAUGCCUCCCGAGAAGAUGACGUUCACAAUGCGGAGAGAAAUUGACAAGGCACGCGAGGAAACAGAUCUGAUCAACCAAUUGAGACACAUCAUCGAGACUAGGUUAAAAAUGACGCUGCCCAACGAUCUGGCGCCGACGCUUACCGAUGGUGUUGUUCUAUGCCACCUCGCCAAUCAUAUAAGACCAAGAUCUGUAGCCAGUAUACAUGUACCAUCUCCAGCUGUUCCGAAACUCACCAUGGCAAGAUGCAGAAGAAACGUGGAUAAUUUUCUAGAAGCCUGUCGGAAAAUUGGUGUGGAUGAGAACCUAGUUUGUUGCUCGUCAGAUGUUUUAGAGGGUCGAGGAUUGGUGCAAGUUGCCGUUACUGUUGUCGAACUUUUAAAGUUUCAUUCACCGAGGUCCCCACUUCACAGUGCGUCUUCAAUCGUCUAAAACUUGACCAAAGUUAAGGUUCCACACAAUUCGUUGUUGCUCAACAAAAAUACGAUCUCCGAAGAAAAUACAUUUUUCAGUCAUUUUUGUUUUGAUUUUUUUUUUACUUUUUUUUUACGUAAUUCCAAUUUCGAUGUAAAUAUAUUCAAAAGUGAGAUAUAAUCCCUUUCAGGAAGGAAGGAAAGAAGAACCAUUAACUGGAGACCAUGUACUUCUUCAUUGCAGUGCUGCGAAACGCUCAACAGUUGCCUUCAACAUAAGCAAUGACUGGCCUAUUUUUAACUUUUAAGAUAUUCAGUUAUUAUUUGGUUUUAAUUGAACAUAUCACUCAUAAUUUAAGUUUUAGG
This is a messenger RNA of Nicrophorus vespilloides, 2532 nucleotides long. It is a transcript of the gene Lrch, whose product is annotated as leucine-rich repeat and calponin homology domain-containing protein 3. NCBI's taxonomy places the organism in Eukaryota, Metazoa, Arthropoda, Insecta, Coleoptera, Silphidae. The transcript is spliced from 12 exons. Gene Ontology annotation, molecular function: protein binding. The record is from RefSeq and is a predicted model, not a curated record. The coding region runs from base 59 to 2185 and encodes 708 amino acids.